This is a messenger RNA of Oryza brachyantha (malo sina), 2113 nucleotides long. Its product is annotated as F-box/LRR-repeat protein 17-like. Gene Ontology annotation, molecular function: protein binding. The transcript has 11 exons. The record is from RefSeq and is a predicted model, not a curated record. Lineage: Eukaryota; Viridiplantae; Streptophyta; Magnoliopsida; Poales; Poaceae. The coding region runs from base 41 to 1735 and encodes 564 amino acids.
GCUCCCAGAUCCCCCCGCCUCCACGACGCCGCUGCUUCCCAUGGCCACCUCCGACGCCUCCUCCGCCGCCGCCGCGGGCAAGAAGCGCGGGAGCUACAACUGCGGCCGGUGCGGGCUCCCCAAGAAGGGCCACGUCUGCUCCGUCGCGGCGCCCGCCGGGGACGCCGGGACGGAGCACAAGCUGCCGAGGAGGGCGCUCCACUUCGACGAGGCGGUGGCGCCGCCGCCGCCGCCGGCGAAGAGGGUGAAGGUGGAGGUGGUUGAGGUGGACUCCGACGAGGGGGAGAGGGAGGACCGGGGCGGGCCGGUGGAGGUGGCCGGCGGGCGGCGGCUGCCCUGGGAGGCGGUGGUGGAGGUGCUGCGGCGGCUCCCGCCGAGGGGCGUGGCGGCCUCCGCCGCCGUCAGCCGCGGCUGGCGCGAGUGCGCGCGGAGGGUGUGGCGCGCCGCCGAGGAGCUCCGCCUCCGCGCCGCCGGGGUGCGCCCCGUCGGCGCGCUUCUCCCGCGCUGCCCCGCGCUGUCCACCCUCGUGCUCCGCAUGGAAAGCGACGUUGAUGCCACUAUGCUCGCAUGUGUCGCGUUUUCUUGCCCUAGUUUGCAAUCUCUGGAGAUCAGCAUGGCUGAUGGUGCAGCCAACCGGAUGACAGGGGAGGAGCUGACCAGGUUUGUCUCGGAGAAGCGAUCUCUCUCGGUUCUCAAAUUAGAUGGCUGCAGCAAUCUUGCUUUUCUUAAUAUAAACUCUUCGAGCCUUUCAACACUUUGGCUAUCAGACCUGUCUUCGCUUUCAAAAUCGGUCAUAAACUGUCCUAAUAUGAGUGAGCUCUCACUGGGGUUUACCCAACAAAAUAAUGAUUCUACCGAUCUGAUUAGUCUGAUGGAUAGUCUGGGUCGUACCUGCUCAAAUUUGAGAAACCUGCACAUAUCCUCAAUUCACUUAUGCAAUGAAGCUGUGUUUGCUCUAGAGAGUGCUAAUCUCAGGGGCCUAUGCGUGCUAUCCUUGAUUCUUGGUUCAAAAAUAACAGAUGCAGCUGUUGCAUCUAUUGUUCGCUCUUACGCAAGCUUGGAUUUACUCGAUUUAAGCGGAUCCAGCAUUACUGAUAAUGGACUUGGGAUGAUCUGCAAGGCAUUCCCUCAUACUCUAACGAGGCUUCUCCUUGCCCUGUGCCCAAAUGUCACAUCAGGUGGGGUUCAGGUGGCUACUGCACAGUUGCCACUUCUUCAGCUCAUGGACUGUGGCAAGAGCUUGUGUGCUAAUUCACAGCCUGAAGCUGAGAGAUCGUACUUUGGUGAAAUUUUUGGAGGGAUUAAAUUUUGUUCAAAAUUACCUGUCCAGAGAAAGCAGCAGCCUACUUACCAAAAGCUGAUUAUAAAGCAUGCUAACCUGAAGAAACUGAGCCUUUGGGGUUGUUCAGCUCUGGAUGCCCUGUAUGUAAAUUGUCCAGAGCUGAGUGACCUCAAUCUCAACUCGUGUACAAAUCUUCAUCCAGAACGGUUGCUUCUUCAGUGCCCAAGCUUGAAAGAUGUACACGCCUCUGGGUGCCGCGACAUGCUGAUUGGAGCAAUCAGAAACCAGGUUAUGAAUGAGUUCGCUUCAGCAGAGCCUCGGGUUCCAUGCAAGCGGCUCGCCGAUGGUUCAAAACGUGUCCAAGUGCCACAUUUCAUGCUCGAACAGCAAUUCGAGGAGGAGAAAUGGGGCGGCGGAUUGAAGCGGAGCCAAUGCACCGUCCACCUGAGCUAGCCAGUUGAAUAACCUCCAUUGCAGCCACCGAGAUUGAGUGAGGAAGAAGGCCAUUGCAGUUAGUUCUGUCAGCUUGUAGUCUACUUUACAUUUCUUCAGAUGAAUCUAGUUGAGCUAAAAUCUGACCUGACAUUGUCGUCGUCGUCAUGGAGCUUUCUCUAGCCUCCUCCGAUCUAAGUGCACUGCAACUGGAAUUGAAUUGGAUUGGAUCAAACCAAUGUAUGUGUGUGAAUUUGUGUAGCAAUGUACUCUGUAGUCUCUGUACCAUUCAAUUUUCUGUACUUGCAAGGCUUUCCCUUGAUGAACCCCUGUAGAACAAUAAGAACCUAGAUCUGUUGUGUACUCUGACAAUAUUGAGUUUUAGACUAUAUAACUGCA